GGAAACUAUUUGAUAUACAAUUUGACGACAUUCAAGAACCGUUCUUUGGUUUUAACCAUCUGUUUUUAUGUAUAUUCAAGGAAAAAACUCUAUUUUUUUAUUUCCUACAGUGGCAUUAAAAAAAUUGAAUUAACUUUUCAGCAUUAUUUUAAACGUGUCUGCCUCAUUAUGUAAUUUCUUUUUAUAUUGGUUAGUCUGUACAAAUAUGUAGACUUUAGUUUCAAAAAGUCUGUGGUCAUUUUUAUUGGAACUGAACAUGUCAUUGUUGGUUGUAGUUUAUAGCCUUAAAAACCCGUAUUUUUCAAAUUCUAGUAAUAGAUAAAACUGGGUCUUCUGAGAGUCUGCACCUUUGUUUUAAUUUGAAACUCUGUAGAGAAAUAAUUUAUUUUAAAGUCAUUUUUAUUUUUCUCUCUCUCUCUCUCUCUCUCUCUCUCUGUGUGUGAGUGUGUGUAACUUCAUGUAGUCAACAAAUGUUUCUGAGAGCCUAUAAAGCAACAGCUAUCAUUUUAGGAACUAAGGGUACAGCAAUGAGCAGACCUAGAUCAGGAGAGAUGGAUGAGUAACUGAGAAAUUACAAUACCCUGUGAUAAGCGCUAAGAUGGGGAAAAUACAGGAGCAUGUAGAAGUGCCACCUAAUGCAGACUUGGAGGGAUCAGGAAAGGUUUCCUGGAGGAAGUGAUGCUGAUGCUGAGGCAUUAGCCACAAGGCAAUCGUAUUUGGGGAAAAGACCUGAAGGGUAUACAGCUAUCCCAUGUAACAUGGUCUGCGGACAGUAAAGUCUUACUUUUUGGAAUGGCAAAUGGGGAAAUACACAUUUAUGAUAAUCAAGGAAAUUUUAUGAUAAAAAUGAAACUGAGUUGUUUGGUGAAUGUCACUGGAGCUAUCAGCAUUGCUGGGAUUCAUUGGUACCAUGGCACAGAAGGCUACGUGGAGCCUGAUUGCCCUUGCCUUGCUGUUUGCUUUGACAAUGGAAGAUGCCAAAUAAUGAGACAUGAGAAUGACCAAAAUCCCGUUUUGAUUGACACUGGCAUGUAUGUAGUAGGCAUCCAGUGGAACCACAUGGGCAGCGUGUUAGCUGUGGCGGGCUUCCAGAAGGCAGCCGUGCAGGACAAAGAUGUGAACGUUGUGCAGUUUUACACUCCGUUUGGUGAGCAUCUGGGUACUUUGAAAGUUCCUGGAAAGGAAAUAUCUGCACUAUCUUGGGAAGGAGGUGGACUGAAAAUUGCACUAGCUGUUGAUUCCUUUAUAUAUUUUGCAAACAUUCAACCUAAUUAUAAGUGGGGUUAUUGCUCAAAUACUGUAGUCUAUGCAUAUACCAGACCUGAUCGUCCAGAGUACUGUGUUGUCUUCUGGGAUACGAAAAACAAUGAAAAAUAUGUUAAAUAUGUGAAGGGUCUCAUUUCUAUUACUACCUGUGGAGAUUUCUGCAUUUUGGCUACAAAAGCUGAUGAAAAUCAUCCUCAGGAGGAGAACGAGAUGGAGACAUUUGGUGCAACGUUUGUACUAGUUCUUUGUAAUUCUAUUGGUACACCCUUGGAUCCCAAAUACAUUGAUAUUGUACCACUGUUUGUUGCAAUGACCAAAACCCAUGUGAUAGCAGCCUCGAAAGAAGCAUUUUAUAUCUGGCAAUAUCGUGUGGCAAAGAAGCUCACAGCAUUGGAAAUUAAUCAGAUCACACGGUCUCGAAAAGAAGGGAGAGAAAGAAUUUAUCAUGUUGAUGAUACCCCUUCUGGAUCAAUGGAUGGUGUGCUUGAUUAUAGUAAAACCAUUCAAGGCACAAGGGAUCCAAUUUGUGCCAUAACUGCAUCAGAUAAGAUAUUGAUUGUGGGUCGUGAAUCUGGCACCAUUCAGAGAUACAGUCUACCUAAUGUUGGUUUGAUUCAAAAAUAUUCCCUUAAUUGUCGAGCCUACCAGUUAUCCUUGAACUGCAACUCUAGCCGUCUUGCUAUCAUAGACAUCUCAGGAGUUCUGACUUUCUUUGACUUGGAUGCUCGAGUAACGGACAGUACAGGACAGCCAGUAGUUGGAGAGUUGUUAAAAUUGGAACGAAGAGAUGUCUGGGAUAUGAAGUGGGCCAAAGAUAAUCCUGAUUUGUUUGCAAUGAUGGAGAAGACAAGAAUGUAUGUUUUCAGAAACUUGGAUCCUGAGGAACCCAUUCAGACCUCUGGAUAUAUUUGUAAUUUUGAGGAUUUAGAAAUUAAAUCUGUUCUUUUGGAUGAGCUAUUAAAGGAUCCAGAACAUCCAAACAAGGAUUACCUAAUUAACUAUGAGAUUCGGUCUCUGAGAGAUAGCCGAGCACUGAUUGAGAAGGUUGGAAUUAAAGAUGCAUCUCAGUUCAUAGAGGACAAUCCACACCCCCGACUUUGGCGCCUACUGGCUGAAGCAGCUCUUCAGAAACUGGAUCUAUACACUGCAGAGCAAGCUUUUGUUCGCUGCAAAGAUUACCAAGGCAUUAAGUUUGUGAAGCGCUUGGGUAAACUACUGAGUGAGUCAAUGAAACAGGCUGAAGUUGUUGGCUACUUCGGCAGGUUUGAAGAGGCUGAAAGAACGUAUCUUGAGAUGGACAGAAGGGAUCUUGCUAUUGGCCUCCGGCUGAAACUGGGGGAUUGGUUUAGAGUACUCCAGCUCCUGAAAACUGGAUCUGGUGAUGCAGAUGACAGUCUCCUGGAACAAGCCAACAAUGCCAUUGGAGACUACUUUGCUGAUCGACAAAAGUGGUUGAAUGCUGUACAAUAUUAUGUACAAGGACGGAACCAGGAACGCUUAGCUGAAUGUUACUAUAUGUUAGAGGAUUAUGAGGGGUUAGAGAACCUUGCCAUUUCACUUCCAGAAAACCACAAGUUACUUCCAGAAAUAGCACAAAUGUUUGUCAGAGUUGGAAUGUGUGAACAAGCAGUGACUGCAUUUUUGAAAUGUAGUCAACCAAAGGCAGCGGUAGAUACCUGCGUACAUCUCAACCAAUGGAACAAAGCUGUUGAAUUGGCUAAAAAUCAUAAUAUGAAAGAAAUUGGAUCUCUGUUAGCUAGGUAUGCAUCUCAUUUACUGGAAAAGAAUAAAACUCUUGAUGCCAUAGAACUCUAUCGGAAAGCCAAUUACUUUUUUGAUGCUGCUAAACUGAUGUUUAAGAUUGCAGAUGAAGAGGCAAAGAAAGGAAGUAAACCUUUACGUGUCAAGAAGCUUUAUGUACUGUCAGCCUUACUUAUAGAGCAAUACCAUGAACAGAUGAAGAAUGCCCAGCGAGGAAAAGUUAAAGGAAAAAGUUCAGAGGUCACUUCUGCCUUGGCUGGUUUGCUGGAAGAAGAAGUUCUGUCUACAACAGAUCGUUUUACAGAUAAUGCAUGGAGAGGGGCAGAGGCUUACCACUUCUUUAUACUUGCACAGAGGCAGCUCUAUGAGGGAUAUGUGGACACUGCACUGAAGACAGCUCUUCACCUGAAAGACUAUGAAGACAUCAUCCCUCCUGUGGAGAUCUACUCUCUGCUAGCACUCUGCGCAUGCGCCAGCAGAGCCUUCGGGACUUGUUCAAAAGCUUUCAUUAAACUUAAAUCUUUAGAGACCCUCAGUUCAGAACAGAAACAGCAGUAUGAAGACCUUGCUUUAGAAAUCUUCACCAAACAUACUUCAAAAGAUAACAGAAAACCUGAAUUGGACAGCCUUAUGGAAGGUGGAGAAGGGAAACUGCCAAUAUGCGUUGCCACAGGAAGCCCAAUCACUGAGUAUCAAUUCUGGAUGUGCAGUAUAUGCAAGCACGGUGUCCUUGCUCAGGAAAUAAGCCACUACAGCUUCUGCCCCUUAUGCCAUAGUCCAGUGGGAUAAAGGAAUGAUAAACUGUAUAUAACUGUAAAAUAUAUAUAGCAUAUAUACGUGGCUAUACGCUGUAUAUGUAAUAAGGUUUAUUUCUGUGAGUUUUGUAUGAAAAUCAGCCUAUUAUUUAUAGUUGAAUUUUUGCACAAAAUAUAUGUUAAUAAAAUAAUUUUUAUGGCAAUACAACUGUGAAAUAAUAAGGCUGAUUUUCAUAUAAAUGUAUGAAAAUCAACCAUAUUUUCUCUCACCCUCUCUCUUUUGUCUGUCUUGUAUUUGGUUACAUGAUACCAUGGAAAUAUUCCAAAUACAUAUUUUUCUCACAGUGUCAAGGUAACUGAAUUCAUUAAAAAAUCUUGAAGGGAGUAGGGAGUGGGGGAAGCAUGGGAGUGGGGCAAAGUUGAAUUUAGAGAAUUUUUAUAACCCAUGUUACAAGGAAGUUAAACAAUUGUAAUAAUGAAAUGAGCUUUCUCUAUAGCCGUAUUUAAUUAAAUAAGUGUCAAAUGUCUUCUUUAUUAUAUUUUCAGAAGUGAGGUGAUGGCAUUUUAAGACAUUUUUUACAAUCUGAAUUGAUUCUAAUAGCCCUAUUCUAUUUUAAAACCUGUCCUUUUAGUCUCAUUCAAGAGGUGGCAUUUGGAAUUUACACUUUCAUAUGAUUGUGCAGAAAACUUGGCUCUAUUUAUAAUGAAAAUAACUUAAACAAAAAUAUCCAUUUUGUAGUUAUAGCUUCUGUUGAAACACUGUCACUAAGCUGGACCCUUCAUUUACACAAGUAUUGUUGAGGGAGUGAUUUUUUCUUGAUAUGCAUUUGUUUUCAUUUAUUAUUAAUUUGAAAGAUAAACAGUUGUGAUCCA
Messenger RNA from Pongo pygmaeus (Bornean orangutan), 4655 nucleotides. RefSeq names its product WD repeat domain 35 (gene WDR35). Bases 793 to 3816 code for a protein of 1007 amino acids. Gene Ontology annotation, cellular component: intraciliary transport particle A; non-motile cilium. NCBI's taxonomy places the organism in Eukaryota, Metazoa, Chordata, Mammalia, Primates, Hominidae. The record is from RefSeq and is a predicted model, not a curated record. Gene Ontology annotation, biological process: non-motile cilium assembly; intraciliary retrograde transport; protein localization to cilium. Gene Ontology annotation, molecular function: protein binding. The transcript is spliced from 24 exons.